GCGCACUCACACGCACACGCGCGCACGCAACCCCUCCCGCCGCGGGCGCGGGGAGGGCGCUGGUGGAGCUGCGGAAGGCCAAGUCCGGCAGGCGGGCCGGCGUGGCGGCGGCUGGCACUGGCUCCGGACUCUGCCCGGCUAGGGCGGCGGCUCCAGCUGGAAGGGCGACGUGGAGCGGCCACGUGGAGCGGCCCGGGAGCGCCCUCCGAGCUGGACCCUCAGCGCCGCGGCGCCGCAGCAGUUCCAGGGAGGAUGAUACCUUUGAUGAUGAGAGUGUUAAUCCUGCUGCUGCUUCCCGAGGGUCAGGCUGCUCCAAAGGAUGGAGUUACAAGGCCAGACUCUGAAGUUCAGCAUCAGCUCCUGCCCAACCCGUUCCAGCCUGGCCCAGAGCAGCUCAGACUUCUGCAGAACUACCUAAGGGGACUAGAAAGGACAGAAGUGAAGCCGGAGCAUCUGAGCCGGGAGCAGGUUCUCCUCUACCUCUUUGCCCUCCAUGACUAUGACCAGAGUGGACAGCUGGAUGGCCUGGAGCUGUUGUCCAUGUUGACAGCUGCUCUGGCCCCUGGAGCUGCCAGCUCUCCUACCACCAACCCGGUGAUCUUGAUAGUGGACAAAGUGCUGGAGACCCAGGACCUGAAUGGGGAUGGGCUCAUGACCCCUGCAGAGUUCAUCAACUUCCCGGGAGAGGCCCCCAGUCACGUGGAGCCCAGAGAGCCCCUUGCUCCGUCUCCUCAGGAGCCACAAGCUGUUGGGAGGCAGUCCCUGUUAGCUAAAAGCCCAUUAAGACAAGAAACACAGGAAGCCCUGGGGCCCAGAGAAGAAGCUGAGGGCCAGGUAGACGCCAAAAGGGAGUCCUUGGAGCCUGUCCAGGAGCCUGGGGGCCAGGCAGAAGCUGACAGAGAUGGCCCCGGGCCCAUAGGCGAAGCUGGGGGCCAGGCAGAGGCCGAAGAUGUCCCCAGGCCCAAAGGGGAAGCUGAGGGACAGGCAGAGGCCAGAGAGAAUGGAGAGGAAGCCAAGGAACUUCCAGGGGAAACACUGGAGUCUAAGAACACCCCAAAUGAGUCUGAGGUACACAUUGUUCAACUGGAGAAUGAUGAGAUCUAGAUCAUGAAGAUACAGGCUUGUACCCCGAGAAGUCUCAGUGCCAGAACAUAAGCCCUGAAGCAGGCAGGGGAAUGUACGCGGGGACAGGAACCACCUCUGUGCCCCCUGUCUGAUCCCAGUAGGUAUCAGGUCUUUCUGUGAAGCUCAGGGAAACCCUAAGUUAAGGGGCAGAUGACCAAUAAAGAACGGAAUGAAUUCA
Sapajus apella (tufted capuchin) is the source of this 1303-nucleotide messenger RNA. It is a transcript of the gene CGREF1, whose product is annotated as cell growth regulator with EF-hand domain 1. The record is from RefSeq and is a predicted model, not a curated record. The coding region runs from base 253 to 1104 and encodes 283 amino acids. Lineage: Eukaryota; Metazoa; Chordata; Mammalia; Primates; Cebidae. The transcript is spliced from 6 exons. Gene Ontology annotation, molecular function: calcium ion binding.